AUGAUAAAACGUACACUUAUUUUAUGUUUAUCUGUUAUAACAUUUCUGAAUAAUGUAAUAAUUGUAAAAAGUUCCUCAUUAUUAGGAAUAGAUUUUGGUAAUGAAUAUAUUAAGGUAUCAAUUGUAUCACCAGGUAAGGGGUUUAAUAUAUUAUUAAAUAAUCAGAGUAAGAGAAAAAUAUCAAAUGCUAUAUCUUUUGCUACCAAGGUAAGAACAUUUGAUGAAGAGGCAAAAGUUUAUAGCUCGAAACAGCCUCAUUUAACCUUAAUAAAUAGUAAUAACUUUUUGGGGUAUAAUAUAUUUGAUUGGUUAAAAAACAAUAAAGAAAAUUUGAAUAUUGAAAAUUACGACGAAAAUAAUGAAGCGUUUUAUAGUGACAUAAACAACUACGAUUUUGAACAUGGGGAUCCUGCUUCAAAAUAUUUUGCAUAUGAUUAUGUGGUUGAUAGUAAAAGAGGAACUAUUAACUUAAAAUUAAAGAAUGACAUGGUUUUAUCGUCUGAAGAGGUCAGUGCAAACAUAUUAGGUUAUAUUAAAAAAUUAGCAUACACUCAUUUAAAUAUAGAUUAUAAAACAAAGAGAACUUUAAAUGUAAAUAUUGGUUGUGUUAUAUCAGUACCUUGUAAUUUUUCUCAAAGAAAAAAGGAAGCCAUAGUAAAUGCAUCAAAAAUAGCUGGUUUAGAAUUGUUGAGUAUAGUUAAUGGGAUAACAGCUGCAGCUAUUCAUAAUGUGCAUGAUUUGCCAUUAAAUACGACGAAGCUGACUAUGUAUUUAGAUGUUGGGAGUAAGAAUAUAAAUGUAGGUAUCGCAACGAUUAGUAAUGUGGAGAAGGACAAAGUUCGUUCAAGAAGUGUUAAGGUAUAUGCAUGUGAGGUAUUGGAAAAUAGUUCAGGAAAUAAAAUAGAUGUAUUAUUAGCAGAAUUUUUAAGGAAAAGAUUUGAAGAGAAACAUAAUAUUUCUAUGAUUAAUGAUAGAAAGGCAAUGAGGAAAUUAAUAAUAUCUGCAAAUAAGGCAAAAUUAUUAUUGAGUGCUAAGAAGUCAGCUGAUAUAUUUAUUGAAAGUUUAUAUAAUAAUAAAAGUUUAACAGAUAGUGUUAGUAGGCAAGAAUUUGAAGAUUUAAUUCAUGACAUAAUUAUGAAUUUUAAACGACCUAUUAAUAAUGCUCUUAAAAAAGCGUCUUUUGAAUUAAAAGACAUUGAAGCAUUAGAAUUAAUAGGAUCAGGAUGGAGAGUACCUAAAGUGCUAAAUGAAAUUACCAAUUUCUUUAACCCUUUAAAAGUAGGUAUGCAUCUGAAUAGUGAUGAAGCUGUUACUAUGGGUACUCUUUACAUUGCUGCUUAUAAUAGUGCAAAUUUUCGACUAAAAGAUUUAGACUAUACAGAUAUUAUUUCGAAUGAAUAUCAUGUAUUAUUUGAGGACAGUACUAAAACUAAGGAUAAUGAAUCUAGUGAUGAGAAAAAUAUACAGAAAGAAUUAAUUAGCUACAAUUCCAAGUACCCUGUUACAAAAAGUGUUAUAUUAAAAUAUAGAGAUAAUUUAAAGAUUUCGGUUUUUGAGAAUGGGAAAAUGAUUACGCAGUAUUCUGUAAAUCCUUUAGACGACGGGACAAAGAAGAAAUAUGAAAAUUUAGAUCCUCCAAAAAUAAAGCUAAAAUUUCAUCUUGAUAAAUUCGGUGUUCUGAAUAUGGAAAGCAUGCACCUUAUGUACGAGGAGAAGAAGCAAAUGGAAGGAAGCGAAGAGGGAAAAGAAAAUAAAGAAGGUAAGAAGGAUGACAAGGAGGAUAAAAAUGAAGAUAAGAAGGACGAUAAGGAGGAUAAAAAUGAAGAUAGGAAGGACGAUAAGGACAGCAGUGAAGAAAUUAUCGAAGAAAACCUCGAAAAGAACGAGGAGCAAGGGUCGCAGCAGCGGCAAGGUGGUGAAGAAAAUAAGGAUACAGAUAAAACAGAAAAGAACAAAACACAAGUAGUAAAACAUAAUGUAUCAUUAACAUACGAAAUUAAGCAUAUAAAGCCAAUGACUCUAACAUAUGAAGAAAUAAAGACAAAGAAGGAAUUCUUAAAAAAACUAGAUCAGAAUGAUAUCAAUAUUUUUUUGAAAUCGGAAAAAAAAAAUAAUCUAGAAUCCUUUAUAUAUGAAAGUAGAAGUAAAAUGAAACAAGACAUGUAUAAACAAGUUUGUAAGGAAGAAAUCAGAAAUGAAUAUUUAAAAAAAUUGGAAGAAUAUGAAGAGUGGUUGUAUAUAGAAAAUGAUGAACCAUUAGAAAAUGUAAGUAACAAAAUUAGAGAGUUAGAAGAUAUUUAUAUUCCCGUUAAAGAAAGGGCAGAAGAACUACAGAUAAGAGAUAAACUUAUCGAAGAAACGAAUUCAAAAAUAAAAGAAAUGAAAGAAAAAAUUAAGGAAUAUUAUGAAAAAAAACCAUGGGCUGAACAAACAAUUAAUGUGGUAAGGGAUUCAUUAGAAAAAGAAAUAACGUGGUGGAUUCAGGCUCAAGAAGAACAAAAAAAAUUAGAUAACUAUUCUCCGCCUUAUUAUAAAGCUAAGGAAGUAGAACUAAAAUUUAAAUCAAUUAACUCAUUAGUGAAGAGCCUUGAAAAAAUUAAAAAACCUGUAGUAAAGAAGGAAAAAAAAGAGGAAAAUAAAAAUACGGAUGAAACGAAGACACAAAAUUCAUCACAAGAAAAUAAAGAAAACGAUAAGAAUAAUGAAAAUAACAAUGAAAUUCUAAAUGAGAAAAAAGAUAAAGAAGAUGCAGUUAAUGACAACGUGAAUAAAACAGACACAAAUACGCAAAAAGGAAGUGAGGCAGAGGAGCAAAAUAAUUCUCAGGAAAAUACAAAUGAUGCACAGGAGAAGAAGGAUGAGCUUUGA
This is a messenger RNA of Plasmodium malariae, 2868 nucleotides long. It is a transcript of the gene HSP110, whose product is annotated as heat shock protein 110, putative. The record is from RefSeq and is a predicted model, not a curated record. Gene Ontology annotation, cellular component: endoplasmic reticulum chaperone complex. The transcript has a single exon. NCBI's taxonomy places the organism in Eukaryota, Apicomplexa, Aconoidasida, Haemosporida, Plasmodiidae. Gene Ontology annotation, molecular function: ATP-dependent protein folding chaperone; ATP binding. The coding region runs from base 1 to 2868 and encodes 955 amino acids. Gene Ontology annotation, biological process: cellular response to hypoxia; negative regulation of hypoxia-induced intrinsic apoptotic signaling pathway; endoplasmic reticulum unfolded protein response.